ACUGAGAGGGAGGAGCUAAACAUGACGACUCUGUCUGAACUUGCCCUGCUCCUUUGUUAUGCUUUAUGUCGGGAAGUAAAAGGCCGACAUGGUUCAUGAGGAGCUGGCGGCCCGUCUCAACGACAGGGAGUACACCAACUGGCUGAAAGCAGGACGGUGUCUGCUCAUACUGAAGGACGGGCUGCAUCCCUUUAUAACACACCACAUGAAGGUUUUCCACAGCGACCUGCUCAAUCAAAACCCCCUGCUACAGAAACCGUGUGAGACUUCUUACUGCAGACCGAGAGGGAAUAAGCUUUUGUCAGCAUGCAGGGUGUGUUCAGAGUGGCAGAGGGUGAUCCUCAAGCACCGCAGACAGCCUGAUACCACAGUGAACUGGGACAACUGUGUCCCUCCUAACUGGAGAACAGACCACUGGGAACUGGCCAAGGCCUACAUGCCGCGGGGUCAGGCGAAAGUCAAGGGGGCAGAUAAAUGUGACGCCUCUGCUCUGCUCAACCUCAUAAACUACUGUGAUUGCUUCCGGUCUGUGGAUCCAAAAAUUGUCAGAGAGGUGAUCCAUCUCAGGAACGAGUUGAUGCAUUCUAGUGAACUCCGUGUGAACGAUCAAUGGAUGAGGCACUACAACACCACCAUGAAAAAGUUUGUGCGGCAGUUCAGCCAUCUACCAGACAUGGCAUCAGUUGGCCAACAGAUAGAUAAGAUGCUGACCAUUGAUUUGUCAAUAUGUGUCUCUGGUUUGGACCGAAUGGAUUCUGCUGACCCGGAUGGAAUAGAGAGUGAUUCUGUUAGCCAAUGGGAGCCCAGCGCAGACUUAAUCAGCCAAUGGGAGGCUGAGCUGUUAAAAGAGAGUCUUCAGGAGUUACUGGCUGCUGAAGAUGAUGAUACAAAGACUCAGGACCCUGAGCAGCUGAAGAGGCUGGGUGGUUUCCUGCUGGCCAGCAGAGAUCUGGGGGAGAGGUUCGCUGCAGAGCUCCAAGUCAUCAGCAGCCUGGAGGCCAAACAAUAAGAAGGAUGUAGAUGUGAAGAAAAGGAUGAAGAGCACCUUGUGCACUGUCUUUAUAUUUACUAUUAAAAAUGGGUCAAGAUCAGGACUGAAGCUGAUCGAGGGAUUUGGCACAGAUGUGUGUGCAUGUAAAUAAGAAAAUGUAAAUUAAAAUAUCUGACAAAAUA
Molecule: messenger RNA, 1173 nt
Organism: Centropristis striata (black sea bass)
Lineage: Eukaryota; Metazoa; Chordata; Actinopteri; Perciformes; Serranidae
Exons: 6
Coding region: 89-1009 (306 amino acids)
Source: RefSeq, a predicted model, not a curated record